UAAUAUUGAAUAGGUUUUUAAGCUUUCUUCCUUAUUUCUGCCGAACAUUUCCUCAGCUCAGCAAAACCCCCAAAAUGGAAGUAGACAUGGAAAAUCUAUUUACACCGCCGUGGCUGGAAUUACCGCCGGAGAUUACAUCGACGAUACUACAGAAGCUGGGGACGAUAGAGAUACUGAGAAAUGCAGAUAAAGUGUGUACAACUUGGCGCCGAUUAUGCGAAGACCCAGCCAUGUGGCGAGUUAUCAACAUGCGAGACAAUGUUUGGGACAUGUUGGAAGGUUACUUGGAACAGAUAUGCCGCGAAGCAGUGGAUCGUAGCCAGGGUCAAUUAAUUGAUAUCAAUCUUGAGUACUUUGGCAGCGAUAAUUUGCUCUAUUAUAUUGCUGAAAGGUCACCUCAGCUCAAACGUCUUAGACUCCUAUGCUCCUACAAUGUCUCAGGUGAGGCGUUGAGUGCGGCAUUGAAGAAGUGUCCACUAUUGGAGGAACUGCACCUUUACCACAUCUUAAUCGGCAAAGAAUCCAUUGAAAAUAUAGGCCGCUCAUGUCGUGCUUUGAAGUCAUUUAAGUUGAACAACCAGGUAUUUAGACACCCCUGCAUUGAAUACGAUGAAGAGGCAAUAGCAAUUGCAGAGAACAUGCCUAAACUGCACAACCUUCAAGUUGUUGGAAAUAAGAUGACAAAUGAAGGGUUGGAAGCUAUUCUUAAUGGUUGCCCUAACCUAGAAUCACUUGAUCUGAGACGAUGUUUUAAUGUCAAUCUAGGAGGGGAUGUAGGGAAGCGAUGUUCUCAACAGAUCAUAUAUCUCAGACGCCCUCAUGACUCCACCGAAGAUUAUGAACUUGAUGCAGGAAUGCAUGAUUGUGAAUCAUUUGAUGAGGAUUACCCAUCUGGAUUUUCUGACAUCGACCUUAUCUCAGAUGACGAUGAUUACUAUGAAUUUUCAGAUGUCAGCAACUAUUCCGGUGAUGAAGAGAUGUUCUUUGAAUAGCAGUUUGACAGCCCUUCUGCUCUAUUGAUGGUAAACAUGCUGCUAGUAUUUCAUGAAUAUCUCAAUUUCCAUGUCAUUUGAACACCUAUAUAGUUGUUUUCAAUGGUUUAAUUUUCUAAAUGUCCUUUUUCUCUCAUAUUGUGAGAAUAUAGGAAAAUGGAGAAGAUUAACUAGUUGACUGGUUUGUAAGCCCGAAGAACGUGUAGAUUUGUGGUAGUUAAAUUAAACGUCCUUUGCCUCUCUCAUUGUGCAGCUACUCACUAUUAUAAAGUACACACUUUAAUCAUUUGAUCCUUGUAACUUUUCCUAAUGAUACUCCAGCUUAAUUUGCUCUUCA
Nicotiana tabacum (common tobacco) is the source of this 1329-nucleotide messenger RNA. RefSeq names its product F-box protein SKIP19. The record is from RefSeq and is a predicted model, not a curated record. Gene Ontology annotation, molecular function: protein binding. NCBI's taxonomy places the organism in Eukaryota, Viridiplantae, Streptophyta, Magnoliopsida, Solanales, Solanaceae.